Molecule: messenger RNA, 3894 nt
Organism: Aplysia californica (California sea hare)
Lineage: Eukaryota; Metazoa; Mollusca; Gastropoda; Aplysiida; Aplysiidae
Product: peroxisomal carnitine O-octanoyltransferase
Exons: 4
Coding region: 217-2883 (888 amino acids)
Cellular component (GO): peroxisome
Molecular function (GO): carnitine O-octanoyltransferase activity
Source: RefSeq, a predicted model, not a curated record
CAGAUAUUAAUAUUCUGACUCCACGUUCUGUUCCGCAAUUUUUCCACAAUCGCGUUGCACUGUUCAGCACUAUUUUUACCUCUAUUGAACGACAAAAAUGCCUGCACACCAUUUGACAGUUCCAUUAUAUUUAUCAGUUUCGUUAUUGGUGGCGUGUCCCUCUUUUGGUGUCAAUACAUACAGAUCCUGCUCCUAUGCAGUCCAUCACAGGGCGACAUGGAAGGAAACGAUAGAUACCGCCGUCGUCGCUCAACAACACGCAAAGUGGAAAUAACGGCCGACAUUGGCCCCAGGGACCUCGGAAACGUGGACAUCGACCUACGCCGCGCUCUGUUCAACAGGGAAGGCCACCGGGAGUCCUCUAUGUGCUCUGGGAUCAGCAUCAAGCCAAAGCCCUCCAUCGCGCAGGGUGUGCCGAAGGACGCUAUCGGCAAGCGAGUUUGGUUCGCUUCAGACACCAAGUUCAAGUCUCCCGUAAGCGACAGCGAGACCGAUCAGAGGUCGGCGAAGAUACGACAGAGGUUGAAGACGACGUGGCCCGUCAGCCGGGACGAUGUGACACAGAGCCUCAACGAAAAGAGUCACUGCGUUCGGGAUUCUGUGGACAGUUAUAAAAUGUUCGUCCAAAAAUACGUGAACCCUGAAUCGCCGAGGUCCUCAGUGAGUGAUGAUAACAGCGAACAUCGAUCAUUGGAGUCACCUAAACACAAGGAACACAGCACAUCGUUUGCCGGGAACUUAGAACAAGUCGACGCGUCAAGAUUGCACGGUCUCGAUUCCGAACCGAAAGAACCGAUAAACAAGCACAUUCCAGGAUUGUCUACAAGACCUCAUUUCUCCGAGUCUGCUUCGUAUUUGUCUGAUGACGUUUGGCCUUGGCCUUGGCUUGACCCCAAGAAAAGGUCAUAUGAAGUCUAUGUUGACAUGACAGUAGAAAAGGUGACCUUCUCGCAACAGAGCCAGCUCAGGAAGGCCAAAGUUCCUUUAUUGGCUCGCACACUGAAGAGGUACCUGGAAUCGGUGAAGCCCUGUGUACUGGAGGCUCAGUUUGCCGCUACAAAAAUAAUAGUAGAGAAUUUUGCUCUCUCUGCGGGGAAAAAGUACAAUGAGCAGCUGUUGGAGAACGUGGAAGGCUCUAAAGACUGGCAAAAGACAGCGCUACCUAACUAUACACACGUUUUCUCUCAGCAAGAACAGCCUCUGCGGAAUAUAUCAAUUGUGUUACCUUUAAUGAAUGAUCUAUGGCCAGCUAAAGAAGGCACACAACUUGAAAGAUCUACACUGUUGAUAAAAUUAACUUUAGAUUUUUGGAAACUCUUGCGAGAGCAGCAUCUUAGGCCUUUGACUGGCGAUGACAAAGCUUAUGUAUGCAUGCAUUCUUUCCGAAAGUUGUUCUCCUCAUGUAGAAUUCCUGGUAUCCCAGAAGAUGGAAUUGCGGCUACUUUUCGGUGCACGGGAGAUAUAGAAGAGACUCCGAAACACUUCGUUGUCAUUUGCAGAGGAAAUUUCUUUAUUGUAGAUGGCGUAGACGAGGAUGGCAGAGUGAUCGGAAUAAAUGUCAUAAGGCAGAGCCUUGAGGAGAUGGUCAGGUCAAUGGAAAGCGGGCUGAUAGACGAGGCUCCAGGGAUCGGAGUCCUGACAUCAGCCAACAAAAACAAGUGGAGCUGGGCUAGAGAUGUACUUAUGUCUAUCAGUGAGGACAAUGCAGGCAACCUUCAGCUGAUUGAGCAAGCGAUCUUUGUGAUCAGCCUCGAUCACCUGAACGCAAACCCGUCCAAGAUCAGCCACGAGGCGGUGUUUGCCGACGGCUGCAACCGGUGGUACGAUAAAGGGUUGAGCUUCUACGUGUACGCCAAUGGCUUAGUGACCGCUAGCGUGAACAGGUUGCUACAGGACGGCUUGGCUGUGGCAGCACUGCUUGAUUACAUACACUUGAGGGUAAUGGAAGAUGCGGAGAAAUGGGACGAUGACGUCGCCAUCUCGAUAAGUCAGUGUGCUCUUUCUUCCCCAGGCUUUCUCACGGACACAGAUGAUUUUUUCCUCAAACUCGGUGCUAGAGCGAGCGAGAUAUCCAACUUGGCGUGGACAUCAGAACAGAGCUCAUCUGUGCGGACCUCGACAAGCAGCUUUCUUGGAGGACCACGGGUUUUGGUUUUUGAUAUAAACGACUUCAUAGAGGGAGAAAUCGAGACAGCUAAGAGGACGUUUGCCUCACUCCAAGCGGCUCUCUGCUCUGCCGAAUGCACCUACGAUCGACUCGAAAAGAACCUGCUUCAGAAAAGAGGGAUACAUCCAGACGCGUUUGCCCAUCUCGUCAUGCAUUUGACCUAUUUCCGCAUGUAUUUCCGUUUGGGUGCGAUCGGGACAAGGGUGCAUCUAAGACGGCUGUACCACGGCAGGUACGAACUGAUGAGGUCAGCCACCCCGCAGAUUCUUGCUUGGUGCAAGGUGAUGAUGUCACCUGAUGCUGACCAAGCUCUGAAGGCGAGUGCUUUCUGGGUUGCUGAGAAGCAGCAUGAACAAAUCUAUGAAGAAAACGUCAGCGGCCAGGGAAUUGAAAAUCACUUGACAUCACUGAAGCUCAUUGGAGAUUUAAUGGAUGGAGCCGUUCCGGAAUUGUUUCGAGACGAAUCGUACCUCUUGUCGGGCGGGGACGAGCGUUUUCCCGUGUUUGCAGAGAGCUUGGGGGAUAAUUUCUUGAGCGUGCCGGUAGUAGUUCCCACUCACACGAAAGGGUACGGCGUGGGUUAUACCGUGGUCAACGGCAGGAUCAGUUUCCACGUGACCUCCUGGAAUGACGAGCCCAGCACGUCAGCGGACCUCUUCGCAGCCAGUCUCUACAGAACGCUGGAGACCAAUCACGACUUCUUCCUGUCUCUGUAGUCACAGGACCAGUGAUGCCAUUUUCCUGUCUUUGUAAUCAAAGUUCCAAUCACGACUAGUCACAAGACGAGUUACGACAUUUUUGUCUCUACAGUCACAGAACAAAACACGACAUUUGCCGUGCCUGUAAUCAAAGUCAUAGUUCCAAUUAUGACACUUUUCUAUCUCUGUAAUCACACUUCCAAUCAUGACAUUUUAGGGCCUCUGUAGUCACUAGACCUAUCAUAGUUUUUUCCUGUCUCUGUAAUCCCACUUCCAACAACGACAUUUUCCUGCCUCUAUAGUCACAAAACCAAUUACGACGAUUUCUUGUCUGUAUGGUCCACGGGCAAAAUUACGCUAUCAUUAUUUUCGGGAAAUUGACUAAAAUGUUGUAACGAAUAAAACCAAGGACGUCAAAGCGGAAAAGUAUAGACUUUUGUCAAUGGUAGGGUUUGUUUUCUUCAAAUGCUGACAAUUUGGCCUAUUCACGUUAUCAUUGAACUACGUCAUUUACACACAUACACGCACACAUACACACACACACACACACACACACACACACACACACACACACACGUGCGCGCGCAUACACACACACACGCACACACACACACAUACACACAAACACAUGCGCGAGGGCGGGCGGGCGCAUGUGUGCAUACAAACACAUACGGGACUUUUAAAGAAAUUGUACAAUUUUGGCAGAGCAUUGUUUUUUAGAAAAUGAAGUCGUCAUGAUAUAGCUCAAUUUUUGUACGAUGGAUUCAGCAUGUCCCUGGAAGUCUAGUGUAAAAUGAUGAAGCUUGAUUCUGAACAAUAGCGAAGAUAGAGGUCUCUAUGAAUUAUGUACUGUGAUUAAAAAUUUUCCUUUCCUUUAAUAACAGCAUAUUAUUAAGCAGUGAGCAUGAAUACUAUGUAUAAAAAAAUGCAAUUUUCGUGUUUUAAUUGUUUGACCUGGUCAAUCACUGGGGCUGUAUGACACUAAAAACUUUCUGUGUUCUGUUAACACUUAACGUUUCAUAUUCCUCU